Molecule: messenger RNA, 1695 nt
Organism: Strongylocentrotus purpuratus (purple sea urchin)
Lineage: Eukaryota; Metazoa; Echinodermata; Echinoidea; Camarodonta; Strongylocentrotidae
Product: putative ammonium transporter 3
Exons: 11
Coding region: 1-1695 (564 amino acids)
Biological process (GO): ammonium transmembrane transport; ammonium homeostasis
Cellular component (GO): membrane
Molecular function (GO): ammonium channel activity
Source: RefSeq, a predicted model, not a curated record
AUGUCUUACGUAAAACUGCAAGGUUUUGGACUUCUCGAGUCAGGCAUGGUGUCUCGUAAGAAUGAAGUGAAUAUCAUGGUGAAGAACGCAGUAGAUGUUAUCUUCGGAGGGUUGACCUAUUGGAUGUUCGGUUAUGGCUUGAGCUUUGGUGACGACGAAGGAACCAACGCGUUCUGUGGUGUUGGCCAUUUCUUCACCGAUUCCGGUGAUGCAGACGAGCUUGGAUGGAUCUUUGCUCAGUUUGUAUUCCAGGCUUCCUUUGCCACCACUGCUACUACCAUUGUGUCUGGCGCGAUGGCAGAGCGGACCAAACUUGAAGCCUACUGUGUUUUCUCUCUGGUGAACACACUCAUCUAUUGCUUCCCUGCUCAUUGGAUUUGGGCUAAGACUGGAGUAUUCAAUAAAAUGGGUGCUGUCGAUAUUGCCGGAGCUGGUGCUGUCCAUCUAGUGGGAGGAAUUACGGGGUUGACGGCGACGUUGAUGUUGAAACCUCGCCGUGGUCGUUUCUCGACUCCACCCGCUAAAAUGGAGAUGAGCAAUCCAACCAAUGCCUUGCUCGGUAUGUUUAUGCUGUGGUGGGGGUGGCUAGGCUUCAACUGUGGGUCAACAUUUGGUAUCUCUGGUGGAAAAUGGAAACUCGCAACAAGGUCAGCCAUCGUGACCGUAAUGUCAGGCGUAGGUGGCGGUAUAGUGAGUUUGGCGUGCAGCUACCUCCAUCGACCGAACGGCAACAAAUUUGACCUGGGUUACCUCAUGAACGGUAUCCUAGGGGGUUUGGUCGGUAUUACAGCUCUAUGUGCCUUAGCCCGUCCCUGGGAGGGUCUACUGAUCGGGGCGAUCGGAGGAAUCAUUGCAGUCUUUACCCCAUCACUGCUGGAGAAGAUCAAGAUUGAUGAUCCCGUUGGGGUGAUAGGGGUACAUGCUUUAGCAGCGUCAUGGGGCAUUCUGUCGGUGGGGCUCUUCGCUCAACCAGAUGACAUUGAGAAUCUCAAUGUCAGAUCAGGUCUGUUUUAUGGCGGAGGUUGGGAGCUACUCGGAAUUCAAGCUCUAAUGAUCGUUACUCUCAUAGCUUGGACCGGCCUGACGGCAUUCAUUCUCCUCUAUGCCAUUCAAAACACCAUAGGUCUUCGCUGUUCCGUGGUCGAAGAGAUCCUUGGAGCCGACAUCAUUGAGCACGGUAUUGAUCAAACCAGUCCUGAAGACCGUGUUAAUGUUAUCCGUGAGCUCCGUUCCUUGGGGGAAGAAAUCCCUGACUUUUUAUUCCGGGAAUCGUCUGGCUAUUGGCGACGGAGCGCACGAACUCUGAAUCCAAGUUCGACGACAACGGUUUCGAAAGAAAUCUGUGACAUCGAACGGAAGUCGAGCAUCUACUCGCUGUCGAGCUCGGCCAUUCAACGACUGAAGAACGAGAAUGAAGGUGUCACAUUCACGAGACGAAAUGACCUGGAACUCCUGAAGAACAAUGGCGUCCGAGUAAGCAUAAACGGGGGUCUGACGAGGAGCUCCAGCAAGAAAUAUCGAGGAAAGAAAAGUUUAAUGCCCAGCUUUACCAAGAAAAAAGCCAGGCUGAGGAUAAACGGAGCAAGACAAAAACCCAUGGAGCUGGAUGUAUCAAGACUCGAGAUCAGAGAUCGACAAAUGACGGAUGUCAUUGAAACAGUUGUGAUUGAGACUGCGAACAAGCCUAGUUCAUAG